AUGAGCAAGGUUGAUUCUGAAACCAAACAACGAUGGGAUGAAUACAUCGAUUACUCUAAAUUACCCUCUUGGACUGAAUGUUGCUCCAUGUUGGACAAGCGUUGUCAGCAAUUGGACGCACAGUGCCGACGGUCUUCAAAACAGCAUAACCCUACCAUAACAACAAAUUACUCACAUAGUAAUAAUCAAAAACAACAUUCAUUCGUAACAAAAAAUGUGGCUCAAGAUUUUGUGUGCAGUCAUUGCUCCAAAUCGGGUCAUAUGAUAUCAACUUGUCAGCGGUUCAUCGUUCUUACUCCUAAUCAACGAAUUGAACAAGCUAAGCAACAAAAACUUUGCCUCAACUGUUUAUCAAAAGGGCAUGGUUACAUACAAUGCCCCUCAAAAUAUUCAUGUAGAUUUUGUAAACAACGUCAUCACUCGCUUCUUCAUAAGCAAUUAGAACCAACCUGUCCCCAGAAAGAAGAAGAACCGUCAUCAUCAUCUGCUGCUACAGAUAGCACCUUUCAAAACAAACCCAGUCCCCAAGUGAGUGCUGUUAUUCUUGCUACUGCAUUAGUAUUGGUUCGUGACUCAGAGGGAAAAUAUCAAUUGGGCCGUGCUCUGCUUGACUCUUGCUCUCAAGUUAACUUCAUAAGUGAGACAUUAUGCAAAUCUCUUAAUCUCAAGAAAUGCACAAAUUCAACAGAUGUCUCUGGAGUUGGCUCUUCGAAGUUGAGAGUCACUCAUAAAACACAAACGACAAUAAGAUCUCGUCUUAAUAACUUCAAUAUGUCAUUAGAGUUCCUGGUUUCUCGCAAUAUAACUGGUUAUCAUCCUGAUGAGAAUCUUUCCGUUAAUGAUUUCAAUUUGCCCUCCAACAUAGAGCUAGCUGAUCCAGAAUUUCAUCGUCGACGAGGAAUCGAUAUUUUACUCGGAGCAGAAUCAUUCUUUUCGCUCUUAUCCGUUGGUCAAAUUAAACUUGGAGAAAAUUUGCCCACUUUACAAAAAACUCUCUUGGGAUGGAUUGUCUCUGGAAAGUAUACAAGUCAAACGGCAAUAUCAUCACAAAGGUCUACUUACUCCAUUGUACAACACAAAGAUAUUUUCCAAGAGAUAAAUAAAAAUAUUGAAAUGCUAUGGAAAAUUGACGUCGUUGAAAGCAAAUGCCAAAAUAUGUCCCGAGAACAAAAAGUAUGUGAAGACCAUUUUGUGAAAAAUGUAUCAGUUCAAUCGGAUGGACGCUUAAUGGUGAGAUUACCCUUUAAAGGUGACCCAAAUGUGCUUGGCGAUUCACGAGACAUUGCCUUGCGUCGUUUCUUUUCCAUAGAGAGAAAAUUGAACAAAAACCCUGAAUUAAAAGAGGAUUACUCACAAUUUCUUAAAGAAUAUGAGGAAUUGGGCCAUAUGUCUCAGGUGGACGACACUAAUAUUUCAGUUCCCAACUAUUACAUACCACAUCACUGUGUUCUUCGCCCCAGCAGUGUGUCGACCAAGUUGCGUGUUGUUUUCGACGCAUCAUGUCGAACCUCUUCACAAACAUCCCUGAAUGAAAUUAUGAUGGUGGGUCCAACAAUCCAGAACAAUUUAUUAAUUACUCUGCUUCGUUUCAGGUGUCAUCGUUACGGAAUGACAGCUGAUAUCGUCAAAAUGUAUCGUCAGGUUUUGGUUCACCCUGAGGAUAGACAACUUCAGCUUAUACUGUGGAGAGAUGACUCCACCAAACCGAUAAAAACAUUUGCCCUCAACACCGUUACAUACGGGACAGCUUCGGCACCAUAUCUCGCAAUUCGAAGCCUACAUUAUGCCGCAGAACGUUUUCCCAACCCAUACGAAGUAGGAAAAGGCAUAAUCAUGAAUGAUUUUUAUGUCGACGAUAUGGUUACUGGAGCGGAUGACCUUGUAUCUUUAAAACGCAUUAAGAACGAAGUCACCGAAAUUUUAUCUUACUCGAAAUUUUCACUCUCGAAAUGGCAUAGCAAUUACCCAGGUUAUGUCUCAAGUGAAGAUGAAGUAAAAGAAAUGAAGCUAAAUGAUGACGUCACAAGUACUUUGGGUAUGACAUGGCACUCAGAUAAUGACACAUUCCAUUUUGAGUUUCGCCCAUCCAAAACGUGGCACACAGAAUACUUGGCUCAGUUACAAAAUCGUUAUCGCUGGAAAAACCCACAACAAAUUCUUCAAGUCAACGAUAUGGUGCUCAUACACGAAGACAAUGUUCCCCCCAUGAAAUGGGCCAUCGGUCGUGUUACCAAACUUAUUCCAGGAGCAGACGGUUUUGUUCGAGUGGCAGAAGUCAAGACAUCACAAACUACAUUAAAGCGUCCCGUGGUAAAGUUAGCCGUACUUCCUAAAGAAUAA
Musca domestica (house fly) is the source of this 2340-nucleotide messenger RNA. RefSeq lists its product as uncharacterized. The coding region runs from base 1 to 2340 and encodes 779 amino acids. The transcript has 2 exons. The record is from RefSeq and is a predicted model, not a curated record. Gene Ontology annotation, molecular function: nucleic acid binding; zinc ion binding. NCBI's taxonomy places the organism in Eukaryota, Metazoa, Arthropoda, Insecta, Diptera, Muscidae.